Molecule: messenger RNA, 549 nt
Organism: Lolium perenne
Lineage: Eukaryota; Viridiplantae; Streptophyta; Magnoliopsida; Poales; Poaceae
Source: RefSeq, a predicted model, not a curated record
AUGCAGUUAGUUAAGCUGCAGCACCAACCAGCUCGUCGUGAGUCUCGUGACCCAGCAGCAAAGCUGCGCCCACUCCCGCGCGAGGCAGCAGCGCCGUCCGGGCGUCCAGCCUCGCCCUGUGGCUGCCCGCGCAUGGCCGCCGUCGGUCCGCGUCAUCAGCAGCAGCGCAUCGCAUCGCUCCAGCUACAACCUCUACCGCGCGACGCGUCCAGGUCGCCCCGCGUGCCACCAGCUGCCGCGCCGCCCUGCGCUGCCCGCACCUCCGCCGGCUUCGCCCGCAACGGCCUCCACCUCGCGGCCACGUCCGCAGCACCCCUGCGGCUGCCACGGCCACCUCCGGCCGGCUUCCGCCGCGCCCAGCACCACUCCGGCUGCGCCCCCCACGGCCAGCACCGGCUGCUCCACGCAGCGCCCUGGCCGGCUUCGCCAACGCCCAUCCUCGGCCGGCUUGCUGCGAGCAUCUCCGGCUCCGGCCGCGCGCGUCCCAGCCGAGAGCGACAUGCCUCGUCCGCCUCUCGGCUCGCGCCCAUGCCGGCCUCCUCCGGCUAA